AUGACGAACAAAUCGGUGUUCGUAGAGACGAGUUUCACUAGCCACAGUGACUAUAGCCUCCAAUUUAAUCGAUGGUUCCUGAAACCGAUAGGCGCUUGGCCACCUUCAUCCUCCACGACCAGACUCGAGAAGAUCAUCUCUGUUAUCCUGAUCUUUAUCUGCUACAGUACCAUACUGGUCACCCUGAUCCCGUGCGUACUUCACAUGCUACUCGAGAAGGAGAGUUUGUACAUGAAAACGAAGGUGCUCGGUCCUCUUACCCACUGGUUCGUCGGCUGUAUUAAUUACACAACGUUGUUGUUGAGAGGCAGAGACAUACUUAGCUGCGUGGAACACGUGGAGAACGAUUGGAGAAUUAUAACGAGGGAGAAGGAUCAGAACGUGAUGUUGAGAUACGCGAAAUUCGGCAGAUACGUCGCUGCCUCUUGCGCGGCUUUCGUGCAGGGCGGAGUUCUGUGCUUCUGUUUGGUCACGGUGUUGAGUACAGAGGUGAUACAAGUGGGAAACGAGACGAGGAUCGUUCAUCUGUUGCCGUGCGCGGUGUACAAAGAGCUGAUAAACGUGAACGACAGUCCUAUGAACGAGAUUGUUCUCGUCGUGCAAUUCGUCUCGGGAUUCAUAGUGAAUUCGAGCACCGUUGGAAUCUUCAGUCUCGCGGCUGUUCUGACCGCUCACGCGUGCGGCCAGUUGAACGUGCUCAUGGAAUGGAUCACGGAGUUUGUGGACGAGUCGAGGAACAGGAAGAAAAAGGCUCCUUUCAAGGAGAUCGGAGUGAUUGUCGAACAUCAUUUGAGAGCACUCACCUUCAUAUCGCGUAUCGAGGAUGUGAUGAACCGGAUAUGCUUCCUGGAGUUGUUCAGGUGCACUCUGGAUAUAUGUCUACUUGGCUACUAUAUUCUUAUGGAAUGGGCUGAGCAAGAUAUACAAAAUCUGUCCACGUAUUUCAUGAUGCUGAUAGCGAUCUGUUUCAAUGUAUUUAUAAUCUGUUACAUCGGUGAAAUACUAACGGAACAGUGCUCGAAAGUUGGUGACGUUGUUUACAUGACAAACUGGUAUUAUUUACCUGAUAAAAGUAUCCUUGAUUUGAUUUUGAUCAUUGCACAAACCGCCGGGAAAUUAGUUCAAAUGUCGGUUUACACGUUCGGCGAUGUGGUUAAAACUGCUUUCGCGUAUCUGAAUCUGUUGCGUCAAAUGACGUAG
Messenger RNA from Habropoda laboriosa, 1200 nucleotides. RefSeq lists its product as uncharacterized. Lineage: Eukaryota; Metazoa; Arthropoda; Insecta; Hymenoptera; Apidae. Gene Ontology annotation, biological process: detection of chemical stimulus involved in sensory perception of smell; sensory perception of smell. Gene Ontology annotation, cellular component: plasma membrane. The record is from RefSeq and is a predicted model, not a curated record. Gene Ontology annotation, molecular function: olfactory receptor activity; odorant binding.